Aspergillus heteromorphus CBS 117.55 is the source of this 600-nucleotide messenger RNA. RefSeq names its product MARVEL domain-containing protein. The record is from RefSeq and is a predicted model, not a curated record. Bases 1 to 600 code for a protein of 199 amino acids. NCBI's taxonomy places the organism in Eukaryota, Fungi, Ascomycota, Eurotiomycetes, Eurotiales, Aspergillaceae. The transcript has a single exon.
AUGGCCAAACCCAUACCUCCCAAUCGAGGAGCCCGCACCCUCAUCAUCCACGCAGUUCUCCGCAUCCUGCAAAUCACCCUCGCCAUCAUCAUCGCCGCCCUCUACGGGAUCGACCUCGCGCACGCCACCAAAUCCCACACCCGCGCGAUCCCGAGCUGGGUAUACGCUGAAUUCGUGGCUGCCGUGUCGGCAAUCACAUCCCUCAUAUACGUAUUCGUCUUUGUGAGAUAUAUUGUCUGGAUCCUUCUUGAUGGGUUGAUGGUGGUUCUCUGGGUCGCGCAGGUCGGCGUGUUUGGGAGUUUAUUUAUUUCGAAUGAUACGUCUUCUGGGGAUGUGGACUUUACGUUGUCGGUUUUGCGAAUGAGGGUGGCUGUGGGCCUGGAUUUGGUGAUGAUGGUGUUGUGGGUGUUGACGGCUGGGUUGGGUGUUGAAGGGUGUGUUUGGGGGAGAAAGCUUGUUUCGAGGAAGGAUGGGGGCGGUUGUGGGAUGGAGGUGAUUGUGGCGGAUGGUGGUGAUGUGGAGACUGGGGAGAUACUAUGCGGGGAGAAGGAGACAUUGGCGACGGUGGUGGAGGAGGAAGAUGAGGGGAAGGGUGUUUAG